This is a messenger RNA of Peromyscus californicus insignis, 4896 nucleotides long. RefSeq names its product phosphoinositide-3-kinase regulatory subunit 4 (gene Pik3r4). Gene Ontology annotation, biological process: protein targeting to vacuole; autophagy of peroxisome; protein phosphorylation. Lineage: Eukaryota; Metazoa; Chordata; Mammalia; Rodentia; Cricetidae. Gene Ontology annotation, cellular component: late endosome; nucleus-vacuole junction; phosphatidylinositol 3-kinase complex, class III, type II. The coding region runs from base 391 to 4539 and encodes 1382 amino acids. The transcript is spliced from 20 exons. Gene Ontology annotation, molecular function: protein serine/threonine kinase activity; ATP binding; protein binding. The record is from RefSeq and is a predicted model, not a curated record.
UAGUCUUCCUGGACUGGUACUGGCACCGUUCCCGUCCAGGGCUGGUGCAAAGGCCCGGGGAUCCGGGGACUCGAACACGCGCGGGCCCAGGGCGGCAGGGGAGGAGCCGGCGGUGACGCUGCUGGGUGUCCGGAGUCCCGAGUGUGUUCGCUGUCCCAGUUGCUCACCCCCAGCUCUAGAUCUUGGACAUUUCCGCGCUCCUCCCCCAGCUACCUAAGUCCUGCGUUUGAAGGAAGGCCCCUCACAGAAAACAUUCUCCUCGCCGACUACCUCACGCCCAAGCCCCUCAGAGCUCUACCAAGACCUCCCUGGGAUCUGUCAGCGACUUUUGAGUUGCCAGAGGCCUGGGGCAUUGCAUCUUAACUUGCUGACUCAGAGGUGCUGGUCAUUAUGGGAAAUCAACUUGCUGGCAUUGCUCCUUCCCAGAUUCUCUCUGUCGAGAGUUAUUUCUCAGAUAUCCAUGACUUUGAAUAUGAUAAGAGCCUGGGAAGUACUCGGUUUUUUAAAGUUGCUCGAGCAAAGCACCGGGAAGGCCUGGUGGUUGUGAAGGUCUUUGCAAUUCAAGACCCCACGUUGCCUUUGACUAGUUAUAAACAAGAGCUGGAGGAACUGAAAAUCAGGCUUCAUUCUGCACAGAACUGCCUACCUUUCCAGAAAGCAGCAGAGAAAGCAUCCGAGAAAGCAGCCAUGCUGUUUAGGCAGUAUGUGAGAGACAACCUCUACGAUCGAAUCAGUACCCGUCCGUUUUUAAACAACAUCGAGAAGCGCUGGAUCGCCUUCCAGAUCCUGACAGCUGUGGACCAAGCGCACAAAUCUGGAGUCCGACAUGGGGACAUCAAGACCGAGAACGUGAUGGUCACCAGUUGGAACUGGGUGCUUCUAACUGAUUUUGCCAGUUUUAAGCCAACUUAUCUUCCGGAGGACAAUCCAGCAGAUUUCAACUAUUUCUUUGACACGUCACGCAGGAGGACUUGCUAUAUAGCUCCUGAACGUUUCGUGGAUGGUGGUAUGUUUGCCACCGAGCUGGAGUAUAUGAGAGAUCCCUCCACUCCACUGGUAGACCUAAAUAGCAAUCAGAGAACUCGGGGAGAGUUGAAGAGAGCCAUGGACAUCUUCUCAGCAGGUUGUGUGAUAGCGGAGCUUUUCACGGAAGGUGUACCAUUGUUUGACCUCUCUCAACUAUUGGCAUAUAGAAAUGGACAUUUUUUCCCUGAGCAAGUGCUAAAUAAAAUUGAAGAUCACAGUAUCAGAGAAUUGGUAACUCAGAUGAUCCAUCGUGAGCCAGAAAAGCGUUUGGAGGCUGAGGAUUACUUGAAGCAGCAGCGUGGCAAUGCUUUCCCUGAGAUAUUUUACACUUUCCUUCAGCCUUACAUGGCUCAGUUUGCCAAGGAAACUUUCCUCUCUGCAGAUGAGCGGAUUUUGGUUAUACGGAAGGAUUUGGGCAAUAUUAUUCACAAUCUUUGUGGACACGAUUUGCCAGAAAAAGCAGAAGGGGAACCCAAGGAAAGUGGGCUGGUUGUCCUGGUGUCUGUCAUAACAUCCUGCCUGCAGACGCUGAAGUCCUGUGACUCCAAACUGGCUGCCUUGGAGCUCAUUCUCCAUUUGGCCCCGAAGCUGAGCGUAGAGAUCCUUCUGGACCGCAUUACUCCGUACUUGUUGCAUUUCAGCAAUGACUCUGUUCCCAGAGUGAGGGCAGAAGCCCUGAGGACGCUCACCAAAGUUCUUGCCCUUGUCAAAGAGGUUCCUCGUAAUGAUGUCAAUAUCUAUCCAGAGUACAUUCUCCCAGGCAUAGCUCACCUGGCCCAAGAUGAUGCUACUAUCGUCAGACUGGCCUAUGCUGAAAACAUCGCCCUAUUGGCUGAAACAGCUCUGCGCUUCCUGGAGCUAGUGCAGCUAAAAACUCUCAACAUGGAGAACGACCCGGAUAGUGAAGAGGUAGACGAAGCCACGCAUCCAAAUGGAGACUACGACACAGAGCUCCAAGCCUUACAUGAAAUGGUUCAGCAGAAAGUUGUCACUUUGUUAAGCGACCCUGAAAAUAUCGUGAAACAAACUUUAAUGGAAAAUGGAAUCACACGUUUGUGUGUCUUCUUCGGACGUCAGAAAGCUAAUGAUGUUUUGCUGUCCCACAUGAUCACCUUCCUAAAUGAUAAGAAUGAUUGGCACCUGCGUGGAGCUUUCUUUGACAGUAUAGUUGGUGUUGCCGCCUACGUUGGCUGGCAGAGCUCCUCCAUCCUCAAACCCCUGCUCCAGCAAGGCCUCAGUGAUGCUGAGGAGUUUGUCAUUGGGAAAGCUCUCAAUGCCCUGACCUGCAUGUGCCAGUUAGGGCUGCUGCAGAAACCUCAUGUCUAUGAAUUCGCCAGUGAUAUUGCCCCCUUCCUGUGUCAUCCUAAUCUGUGGAUACGCUAUGGUGCAGUGGGAUUUAUCACAGUGGUAGCUCAUCAAAUAAGUACUGCUGAUGUCUACUGCAAGCUGAUGCCUUAUCUUGACCCAUAUAUUACUCAACCAGUAAUACAGAUUGAAAGGAAGCUUGUCCUGCUCAGUGUUCUAAAAGAGCCCGUGAGUCGCUCUAUAUUUGAUUAUGCUCUGAGGUCUAAGGACAUCACUAGCUUGUUCAGACAUCUUCACAUGCGUCAGAAGAAGCGACAUGGCUCUCUUCUCGACUGCCCUCCACCUGAGGACCCCGCCAUAGCGCAGCUUCUGAAGAAACUGCUUUCACAGGGAAUGACCGAAGAAGAGGAAGAUAAACUUCUGGCACUAAAGGACUUCAUGAUGAAAUCCAACAGAGCGAAAGCUAAUGCAGUGGACCAGAGCCAUCUCCAUGACAGCAGCCAGAAAGGUGUAAUCGACUUGGCAGCCUUAGGCAUCACUGGGAGACAGGUCGAUCUUGUGAAAACCAAACAAGAACCAGAUGAGAAACGAGCUAGAAAACAUGUAAAACAAGACUCCAAUGUAAAUGAAGAAUGGAAAAGCAUGUUUGGGUCACUGGAACCACCGAAUAUACCACAGGCCCUGCCUAAAACCAGUGACCACGAGGUGGUUCAGACUGGGAAGCCACCUCGCUCUGAGUCCUCUGCUGCUGUUUGUGUCCCCUUGUCAACUUCUCCACAGGUUUCAGAAGUAACACACAUCCCCAGUAAGAAGCCGGUGAUUCAGGUUUUAAGUAGCACAGUCCUGCCGUCCACUUACCAGAUCCGGAUCACGACUUGCAAGACUGAACUUCAGCAGCUCAUACAGCAGAAGCGUGAGCAGUGCAAUGCCGAGCGCAUAGCCAAGCAGAUGAUGGAGAACGCUGAGUGGGAGAGCAAGCCACCGCCUCCCGGGUGGCGUCCUAAAGGUCUACUAGUUGCACAUCUUCACGAGCACAAAUCUGCUGUAAAUCGAAUUAGGGUCUCUGAUGAGCACCUACUUUUUGCAACAUGUUCAAAUGACGGCACAGUGAAAAUCUGGAACAGUCAGAAGAUGGAGGGGAAGACUACCACGACAAGGUCUAUUCUUACAUACAGCCGAAUUGGAGGGCGAGUCAAGACGCUAACAUUUUGCCAAGGUUCCCACUACUUGGCCAUUGCGUCUGAUAAUGGUGCUGUCCAACUUCUUGGAAUUGAGGCUUCUAAGUUACCCAAGUCUCCUAAAAUCCACCCUCUACAAAGCAGGAUUCUGGAUCAGAAGGAAGAUGGAUGUGUGGUGGACAUGCAUCACUUCAACUCUGGGGCACAGUCUGUUCUUGCCUAUGCCACGGUGAAUGGGUCUCUGGUUGGCUGGGACCUCAGGUCUUCAAGCAAUGCAUGGACAUUAAAGCAUGACUUAAAGUCAGGUCUCAUCACUUCCUUUGCUGUGGACAUCCACCAGUGCUGGCUCUGCAUAGGCACGAGCAGCGGUACCAUGGCGUGUUGGGACAUGAGGUUCCAGUUGCCGAUUUCCAGUCACUGUCAUCCCUCCAGAGCUCGCAUCCGGCGCCUCUCCAUGCACCCCUUGUCCCAGUCCUGGGUGAUCGCAGCUGUUCAGGGCAACAAUGAGGUCUCCAUGUGGGACAUGGAGACUGGGGACAGGAGACUGACUCUCUGGGCCAGCAGUGCACCACCACUUUCCGAAUUACAGCCUUCGCCUCACAGUGUUCAUGGCAUCUACUGCAGUCCUGCAGAUGGAAAUCCUAUCCUGUUAACAGCUGGCUCAGACAUGAAAAUAAGGUGCAGUGUCUCAGAGAAUGCUUCGGGUUUAAAACAUGAAAGGAUGCUUCAGUUUAUAAGAGGUUGUUCUAGGUUCUGGGACUUGGUUUCCCCAGAAAGGUCCUAUGUUGUAGCAGGAAGUACUAGUUCUCCAUCUGUGUCCUACUACAGGAAGAUAAUAGAAGGCACUGAAGUCGUCCAGGAAAUUCAGAAUAAGCAGAAGGUAGGACCAAGUGAUGACACCCCUCGAAGGGGCCCAGAGUCUCUUCCUGUGGGACAUCAUGACAUCAUCACAGAUAUUGCCACCUUCCAGACAACUCAGGGCUUCAUCGUGACUGCUUCUAGAGACGGGAUUGUGAAGGUGUGGAAAUAAAUCCUUCUGAUGUGUAUAAAAUGUAAAAAUUCUAAAUGUACCAUAAUUCAAGAAAAGAAAAAAAGGAUUUCUAGAGAACAUGGUUUUGACAUGUCUGUAUUACUGUUUCAUGGCUAAACAAAUCCCAGCCACAGUGGUUAAGGAUGACAUGGUGAGUUUAUUCAUGUGCAUUUCUGAAGAGUUGGCCAGAGUACAAUCUGGAAGUCCUCACUGUAUAUGGAACAGGUGAGAAGUGUAAAAAGUGAAGAUGACUAUGAUGUCAGUUUAUUUUGUAUGGAAAAUAAUUGUAAGCUAUUAUGUAAACACUUUUGUUAUUAUAAAUGCUGUUCAAACUGCAAGUAAAGCUAUUCAAGCUUC